Centropristis striata (black sea bass) is the source of this 1752-nucleotide messenger RNA. RefSeq names its product solute carrier family 10 member 4 (gene slc10a4). Gene Ontology annotation, cellular component: membrane. Bases 1 to 1257 code for a protein of 418 amino acids. The transcript has 3 exons. Gene Ontology annotation, biological process: bile acid and bile salt transport. Lineage: Eukaryota; Metazoa; Chordata; Actinopteri; Perciformes; Serranidae. Gene Ontology annotation, molecular function: bile acid:sodium symporter activity. The record is from RefSeq and is a predicted model, not a curated record.
AUGGAGAACUCCAGCCUGUUGGGUGGCGACGCACGAAACACUGGCUUGAUAGACUUUCUUAUGUCGGACUCUUUGAAGCAAGUAGUGGAUUUCCCAGAGGACACCGCCAUGGCUGGAUUAGUCGCCAGUAAUGCAAUCUUCCUUGAAGGCAGCACAUUCAGGACUGGAGCUGACUUUAUGGCCGCUCCGCCGACGGAAUCCCCGCACCUGAUGCCCGCCUUUUGGGAUUCCCCGCUCAGUCACGGAAUCAAUGUGUUCGUGGGACUUGUUCUGUGCUUCACUAUGCUGGGGCUGGGCUGCACGGUGGAUGUCAGCCAGCUCGGAGAGCAUAUCCGUAGACCCAUCGGGGUGCUGCUGGCACUGGUGUGUCAGUUCGUUAUCAUGCCCUUGGUGGCCUUUCUGCUGGCUUUAGCCUUCUCUCUGGAUGAUGUGGCAGCGAUGGCUGUUCUCCUUUGUGGCUGCUGCCCGGGAGGAAACCUGUCCAAUAUAAUGUCUCUGCUGGUGCACGGGGAGAUGAAUCUAAGCAUCGUCAUGACCAUAUCUUCCACUCUGCUGGCCCUCGUGCUGAUGCCGCUGUGUCUGUGGAUCUACAGCCGGGCCUGGAUCAACACACCUGUGGUCAACCUCAUGCCCUUCGGGGCCAUCAUCCUGACCCUGUGCAGCACGCUCAUCCCCAUUGGCUUAGGAGUGAUGCUGAGGUACCGCUACACGCGCGUGGCCGACGUUGUUUUAAAGGCCUCCCUGUGGUCUCUGCUGGUCACCCUUGUGAUGCUGUUCAUCCUGACUGGAGCGAUGCUGGGGCCGGAGCUCCUCUCCACCAUCCCGCCCUCAGUCUACGUGGUGGCUGUGCUGAUGCCUCUGUGUGGUUACGCCGCAGGCUACGGUCUGGCCGUGCUCUUCGAGCUGCCGCCCAACUGUCGCAGGUCGGUCUCCCUGGAGACAGGAUGCCAGAACGUGCAGCUGUGCACAGCCAUCCUGAAGCUGGCCUUCCCCCCUUAUCUGAUGGGAGGGAUGUACAUGUUCCCUCUGCUGUACGCCCUGUUCCAAGCAGCCGAGGCUGGCAUCUUCAUCCUGGCCUACAGGAUGUACAGGAAGAAGGUCCUGCACAAACCAGACCCCAUGGGGGACAGCGAGGAUAUAACAUAUCAAAGGUUUCAUGACGAUGAGGACUUUGAUUCAUCUUAUGGUGCUGUGACGGUGAGCGACCCAAACACCAUCAUGUUGGACCCCUGUCCUCCUGAUCCAACUCCUGUUUAAUGUGCACAUUUUAAACACCACUACAAGUGGCUUCAUCGUUUUGAUCGUUGUCAUUCAUAAAGGGAAACCUGGAAAACAGGGAGACUAUGCAGGGAAAUCCAGAAUGUUUAUCAUGCUGAAAAAAGGUGCUUUAUGUCAUGAGCUUCAUUCAUUCAGUUUGACAAUCCAUGUCUAAUAUGUUAUUUAAUGUUUUGAAACAUUGCUGUGUUACCUGUGAACAUGUUUCACGGGUAACUGCCUUGCAUCAGCUAAGCUUAACUUCAAUCUGUGAAAGUGACAUUAAUCAGCAAAUCACACCAUCAAAGCAAAACAUUGUUUAGUGUCACAAAUGAACAGUGAGAGACUAAACAGACAUAUCAAGUUAUUCAUUGCAGUGCCAAUCCAUUAUCUGUGCUCCAUAAACAGAGCUAAGUCUGAACAACAUGUACAAUAUGUGUAUAUUAUAAACAGCUGUAUGAAAAAAAUUAAAAUAUGUAUAGAAACAAAAGUAAAACA